Molecule: messenger RNA, 1437 nt
Organism: Diaporthe citri
Lineage: Eukaryota; Fungi; Ascomycota; Sordariomycetes; Diaporthales; Diaporthaceae
Exons: 4
Coding region: 1-1437 (478 amino acids)
Source: RefSeq, a predicted model, not a curated record
AUGUCUUCACCUUAUGAUAACCGCGGCCCGUCGCGCCGCCGAAAUGGUGUCUGGAGCCACUGGGUCCCACUGGCAGUGACUGUAACCGUUGCCACUGUUGGGGUUGCGGCCUGGAUCUGGAGCCAGCGCAGCAGCGAUGAGGAGGACGAAGAGGAGGCCGUCAACCAGCAUCUGGACUACGAGCAUGCUGAUUACGGCGACAACCCCCCAUACGGUGCUACCGGCGACAAUGUGAGCGUCAGAGCUCCGCCAUCAUUCAGGAGCGACUUGAGGCCCGAGGAGGUCGGGUACGGGGUCACGCAGGCCGAUGCGAGUGCACCAGGCUGGGGAGCGCGCAUGUCCGGUGCGUUGCGACGCACGCCCAGCCCGCAAAACAUCCUUGAUCGCGCCGGGAAGACAGUCGCCGCAGGGGUAGCAGCGGCGGGCACGGCUAUGGGGAGCGCCCUGGCUGCCAUCCGGGAGGAGGACAAGGCUGCGUUCGCCGACCACGAGACGUGGUCUGAGGAAGCAGAUGCAAAGAACGAGAAGGGUCCGGCCGCGCAAGCACGCGAUUACGGCGGCAAGAAGAGAAAGACAGUAGCCAUUGUCGUCUCUGCUGACACACAACUAGACCUGGACGAAGAUGGGUAUCAUGAGCAUGCCUCAAUACUGUCGCAUAUUCCAAAGCACAAUGACUUCUCGAAAGUCAAGCUGUUCAUCUUGAUAUACGCACCUGGGCUGAAGGAUACGGUCACGGAAACCACGAGCACUCGGGCGCCAGCCUCGCUCAGCUCAUCAUUUUCUGUGGUAGGCCCUGAGCAGGCCAUAACACCAGGGGACGAAGCGAAGAGCCCGCUCCUGUCCUCGUCUAGUAACCCCGCCUUUAAUGCGGUUUACUCGCAGGCCAUCGGCCUGGUUGAGAAGGAGACUAGCGUCCUCCCAUUUACUACGCCGGCAGGCUAUGUGCACAUACUCCACCACCUUAAACCGGAAGUUGUCUACCUGCAGGAAUCCCUUGCCGGUGACAAUGGACUUCACGUGCAGAAGCUCCAAGCUUGGCUUAGAUAUGACAUUAUUCUGGUUGUGGGUGCCGAAAGUGGCCAUGGAGGCUUAGCAGACAGCGAGUCGGAGGCAGAGAGACCUGAGGAGACCCAGAAGUGGUGGCAGAAGGAGGAUCGCGUGGGCCGUGGCCGGGGAGUGAUCGUUGUGGACGGGAUGAGAGUUCCGACCACCGACGUCUCUCCUCCCCACGCGCCCAUCAUCGCAUUACACUGCAUCACAUCACCGUCUAUUUCCGCCGGCAGCAUCACUACCAUCUCGAAACCAUCCGAGCCCGCUUCCAUCAUCCACAUUGCCGUCGCCGCCGCCGUCGCACUUGGUCGCUGGCGCGAGAAUUGUCGGCCUCGCCCAUUGUCUCCGACCGCUGCACGGGAGGAGCAGGGCCACGAGAUUCUUUGA